This is a messenger RNA of Fusarium fujikuroi IMI 58289, 1008 nucleotides long. RefSeq lists its product as uncharacterized. The record is from RefSeq and is a predicted model, not a curated record. Bases 1 to 1008 code for a protein of 335 amino acids. Lineage: Eukaryota; Fungi; Ascomycota; Sordariomycetes; Hypocreales; Nectriaceae. The transcript is spliced from 3 exons.
AUGUUGUUCCUCCUCAUUUCUCUCCUCGUGUUCCCUUUGCUUGCGCAGGGCCGAACUGAACAAUGCAAGUUCUACCCCGUUAUUAGCAAGACCGGGGGCAAAAUCACAGAUUGUCUGGCGCAGGAUCAUCGGUGGAAGGUAGCCAGAUGCCUUCUUCAACGCAACUCACUCGAUUACACCAUGCAGUGCGCUGGCUGGAAGAAAGAUGAGAAGCUCACAUUCGACCUAUCGCUCCACCCUCGGGCUCCGGAUAUUGACAUAGUACCCUCGCUCAACACUUAUGACUUUACAUCUAAGACCUGGAACCCAGUAACGUGGAAAAGGGAUGACGAUGAUGUAAUAACCUUCACCCCUCGCGGACUCAUCGUUGCAGCCGCCCAGUAUUGUACAUACCUAAAGGACUGCCGAAAGGAGUUCUUCGGUCAAGUCUUGGCAUGUCCCUACGAAGACAUGCGUGAAUUCAUACCUUGCUUGGCGUGCGAGGGUACAACGGCCAAAGACAUCACCGACUUUGAAAGAUUUAUUCGGCGCAAGCAGUUUGGGCGAAUAAGCUACGACUUCACUACUGAGGCUAUGAAUUGGAGAAAAUAUGCCGAUGUCUCAUUUUGCGACGACGAGCUUGACCCUGAUGAAGAUGGCGACGAUGAUAAUCGCAAUAUAAAAGCUCGCGACCAGGGAGAGGCUACGGUAUCCUACCUGUACACAUAUACUAGAUCUAUCAGAUAUCCGAUCAGCGACCCCCCUACUCCCGAUGCUACUGGACUACCAAGUAAUCCAACUCAGACAGCGGGAGACGGCGAUGAAGAAGAAGAUGAAGACGAAGUUGCAUCUGUAACGAAGGAUGUUGCUGCCGGAACUGUCAAGCGAAAAGAGGCUGCUCCGACAACUACAAAACCACCAGAAACCAUUACCUCGAGUCCAACAAAUAACGGCACUGGUAGAUAUGCAGUCGUGGAUGUUGGUAUUUUAGGGAUGCUAUCAGUGGUCACCGCUCUACUCUUAGUUUAG